This is a messenger RNA of Jaculus jaculus (lesser Egyptian jerboa), 6384 nucleotides long. RefSeq names its product collagen type IV alpha 3 chain (gene Col4a3). The transcript is spliced from 52 exons. Gene Ontology annotation, cellular component: collagen trimer; basement membrane. Lineage: Eukaryota; Metazoa; Chordata; Mammalia; Rodentia; Dipodidae. Gene Ontology annotation, molecular function: extracellular matrix structural constituent. The record is from RefSeq and is a predicted model, not a curated record. The coding region runs from base 27 to 5042 and encodes 1671 amino acids.
GCCGGGACUGGGGGCGGACGCCCAUCAUGAGCCGCGGCUUGGCACCCAGGCUGCCCGCGCUCCUGCUCCUGCCGCUGCUGCUGCUGCUGCAGGCGGCGGUGCCUGCGGCCGGGAAGGGCUGUGUGUGCAAAGGCAAAGGCCAGUGCUUCUGCGAUGGGACCAAAGGGGAGAAGGGGGAGAAAGGCUUCCCUGGCCCCCCUGGCUCUCCCGGCCAGAAAGGAUUCCCAGGUCCUGAAGGUUUGCCUGGCCCACAAGGACCCAAGGGCUCUCCAGGACUUCCAGGACUCACCGGUCCCAAAGGCGUCAGGGGAAUAACUGGAUUGCCAGGGUUUUCAGGUCCUCCAGGACUUCCAGGCGUCCCGGGGAAGCCUGGGCCUUGCGGACCUGCUGGCUUACCAGGGUGCAGCGGCUCUAAGGGUGAACAAGGAUUUCCAGGCAUGCCAGGGACACCGGGCUAUUCAGGGAUCCCAGGUCCUGCUGGAUUGAAAGGGCAAAAGGGUGUCCCUGCUCAUGGAGGAGACAGAGACCUCGAUGGGAAAGGUGAUCCUGGGCCGCCAGGGGCUCCGGGAUUCCAGGGCUUUCCAGGCCCUCCAGGUUUUCCAGGGCCUAUGGGCCCAUCAGGUCCUCCAGGAUUUUUUGGCUUUCCAGGCCCUAUGGGACCUAGAGGACUGAAGGGUCACAUGGGUGACAACGUGAUAGGACAAAAAGGAGAGCAGGGUACGAAAGGCCUGACAGGACCCCCAGGACCUCCAGGGACAGUUACUGUGACGCUCACUGGCCCAGAGAACAGAACGGAUCUCAAGGGAGAGAAGGGCGACAAGGGAGAGAUGGGCGAAUCCGGACCUCCUGGGCCUCCGGGGCCACCUGGAGACUCAUAUGGAUCUGAAAAGGGCGCCCGUGGAGAGCCUGGCCCUCGGGGCAAACCUGGGAAAGAUGGUGCACCUGGCUUCCCUGGAACCAAGGGAGCAAAGGGCAACAGGGGUCUUCCUGGGUUAAUGGGUGAAGAUGGCAUUAAGGGAUGGAAAGGGGACAUUGGCCCUCCAGGAUUUCGUGGUCCAACAGAAUAUUAUGACACAUACCAGGUGAAGGGGGAUGAAGGAAUGCCAGGCCCACCUGGGCCCAAAGGACCUCGUGGCCCACAGGGUUCUAGUGGCCCCCCUGGAGUUCCUGGAAGUCCUGGACCAUCAAGACCUGGCCUCAGAGGAUCCCCUGGAUGGCCGGGCUUGAAAGGAAGUAAGGGGAAACAAGGACCCCCUGGAAGAUACACUGUAGGGCCUCCAGGGUACCCAGGCUGUCCUGGUUCACCAGGCCCAGCAGGCCCAGCAGGACCUCCAGGACCUCCAGGUAACAUUGUUUUCCGUGAGGGCCCACCUGGUAACCGUGGACCACCAGGCAAUCAAGGACCUCCAGGAACUCCAGGAAUCAAUGGGCCCAAAGGAGAGCCAGGCCUUCUGUGUAUGCAGUGCCCUUGUAUCCCAGGGCUCCCUGGUCUCCCAGGACUGCCGGGGUUGGAUGGCAUCAAAGGAAUCCCAGGAGAACAAGGCGUAGCUGGAGUGAAAGGAAGUUCUGGGUCCCCAGGAAAUGCAGGUCUCCCAGGAUUCCCAGGAUUCCCAGGUGCUCCGGGGGCUCCAGGACUUAAAGGAAGCAAAGGAGAAACCUCCCCACCCCAGGGGCAAGUGGGUGACCCAGGGGAUCCUGGGACCCGAGGCGUACCUGGGAUGAAAGGCUUUGGUGGAAUCCCUGGAGCUUCAGGAGCAAAAGGACUCCCUGGACCUAGAGGAGAACCGGCCCUGAGUGGUGUGAAAGGAGACCAGGGUCUUCCAGGGUAUCCUGGAUCCCCUGGGCCCCCAGGACCUGCAGGACCAGCUGGACCACCUGGCUAUGGACCCCAAGGAGAACCAGGUCCAAAGGGAACGCAAGGAGUUCCUGGAGCCCCAGGACCACCUGGAGAAGCCGGUCUUAAGGGAGAACCCAGUAUUUCAACACCAGUUCCAGGUCCCCCAGGACCUCCAGGACCCCCUGGUCGUGCUGGUCCCCGAGGCCCACCUGGUUUGCCUGGAUCCAUGGGAAAAUGUGACCCUGGUCUUCCUGGACCUGAUGGUGACCCAGGAAUUCCAGGAAUUGGGUUUCCUGGGCCCCCUGGACCUAAGGGAGAUCCAGGUUUUCCAGGAACCAAAGGAUUGCCAGGAUUUCCUGGGGAAAUAGGAGAACCAGGCCUUCCUGGAGAGCCAGGCUUCCCAGGAGCCAAGGGAGAACCAGCACUCGCCAGGCCUGGAGAGCCAGGAAAACCAGGUUUUCCAGGAGAAAGAGGCAAUUCCGGGGAAAAUGGAGAAAUUGGACUCCCUGGGCUUCCAGGUCUCCCUGGAACUCCAGGAAAAGAAGGGCUAGAUGGACUUCGAGGAGACCCAGGGCAGCCUGGACCACCAGGAGUAAAAGGACCCCCAGGGAGGUGCACACAGGGACCCAGGGGAGCCCAAGGACUUCCAGGCUUAAAUGGAUUGAAAGGCCAGCCAGGCAGAAGAGGUGAUACAGGGCCAAAGGGAGACCCAGGCAUUCCAGGCUUGGACAGGUUAGGAUUCCCUGGAGAACCCGGACGACCAGGAAUGCCAGGACGUCCAGGUGAGAUGGGACCACCUGGACCAAAAGGACCACCAGGAUCUGCAGGUUCAUUGGGACCACCAGGCGAAAGAGGAAAAGUUGGGGUGAUGGGCUAUCCUGGAACCAUUGGCUCACCAGGGCCUCCUGGGCAGGCAGGCUCGCAGGGACAGAGGGGUAGCCUUGGAAUCCCAGGAAUAAAGGGCGAGAGAGGACCCCCGGGAGCAGAAGGUGAACCAGGAGAGAUGGGAAACCCUGGACCUUCUCAAGUACAGCACUUACUAGGGGACAAAGGAGAACUGGGGCUCAAAGGAUUUGUAGGAAACCCCGGUGAAAAAGGAAACAGAGGUAUUCCAGGAUUACCAGGUUUGAAAGGCCCCACAGGACCAUCUGGGCUGCCAGGCCCUCCAGGCCCUAAAGGAGAUCAGGGGAGCACUGGGGACCCUGGAGAAGCAGGACCACGCGGCAUGCCAGGGCACAUGGGGACUAUGGGCACACCAGGACCUAAAGGAAGAAGGGGAACUUCAGGACUCCCAGGUCUAGCUGGAAAACCAGGCCUGCCAGGGAAUCGUGGUCUCCAAGGAGAUAAGGGAGAACCGGGUUAUUCAGAAGGCACCAGACCAGGACCACAGGGACCAAAGGGGGAUAUAGGAUUGCCAGGUGAGCCAGGAAAGAAAGGAGAAAGAGGACCACCUGGCCCACCUGGAAAGUCGGGGUCUGCUGGACCUGAGGGAGCUCCUGGGAGUCCUGGAAGUCCUGGCCACCCAGGAAGGCGGGGCCCUGAUGGCGAUUUGGGACUUACCGGAAUGAAAGGCUUCCCAGGCCCUCCAGGAAGGAAAGGCCCUCCAGGCCCUCCAGGAUUCCCAGGAUCUCCUGGGCCAAUGGGCAUGAGAGGAAACCAAGGACAUGAUGGGAUUCCUGGUCCAGCCGGACAAAAGGGAGAAACAGGCUUGCUGCAGACCCCUCCAGCAGGCCCAAGAGGGAGCCCUGGUGUUAAAGGUAUCAAAGGAGACAGGGGAGCUCCUGGCUGGCCUGGCCUCCCUGGCAGGAAGGGGUCCAUAGGAGAUGUUGGGCCUCCAGGACCCACAGGCAUAACAGGACUCCCAGGACCACCAGGUCUUCCCGGAGCUAUCAUCCCUGGCCAAAAAGGAAACCUAGGGCCCCCUGGCCCAAGAGGAAAUCCAGGUGAGCCAGGUCCCCCUGGGCCUCCAGGAAGUUACAUCAAAGGCAUAAAAGGUGACAAAGGAUUUAUGGGUCCACCUGGCCCCAGAGGCCCACCUGGACAUGUAGGAGACUCGGGUCCACCAGGUCAACCGGGAGCACCAGGUCUCCCAGGUCUUCCGGGGCUCAGAGGCGAUUCUGGAUUCCAGGGAUUUCCAGGCAUGCAAGGAAAGAAGGGUAACCCAGGAUUUCCCGGAUCACCUGGACAUCCAGGACCAAUUGGACCAAAAGGACCUCCUGGUCCAAGUGGAAAGCCCGGCACACUUAAGAUCAUCUCCCUUCCUGGAAGCCCAGGCCCACCCGGCCUACCUGGACAACCAGGGAUGCCAGGAGAACCUGGGCCACUGGGGCCACCAGGAAUCCCAGGACCCUGUGGGCCCAGAGGUAAACCUGGCAAAGACGGAAGACCAGGAAGUCCUGGAGCCAUUGGGGAAAAGGGCAAGAAAGGUUCGAAGGGACAGCAAGGACCACCUGGAUUAGAUGGAUUCCCAGGUCUGAAAGGAAAACCUGGAGACAUGGGAGCACCAGCAAGUGGGACAAGAACCCGAGGCUUUGUCUUCACCCGGCACAGUCAAACGACGGCCACUCCUUCGUGUCCACAAGGGACUGAGGCACUCUACACGGGGUUUUCUCUUCUUUUCGUACAAGGAAAUGAGCAUGCCCAUGGACAAGACCUUGGAACUCUUGGCAGCUGCCUGCAGCGCUUCAGCACAAUGCCGUUCCUAUUCUGUGACAUCAAUCAUGUAUGUAAUUUUGCAUCCCGAAAUGAUUAUUCAUACUGGCUGUCAACACCAGCUCUGAUGCCAGUGGACAUGGCUCCAAUCACCGGCAGAGCCCUGGAGCCUUACAUUAGCAGAUGCACAGUCUGCGAAGGUCCUGCGAUGGCCAUAGCUAUCCACAGCCAAACCACUGCCAUCCCCCCAUGUCCCCAUGGCUGGGUGUCUCUCUGGAAAGGAUAUUCUUUCAUCAUGUUCACAAGUGCAGGCUCUGAGGGUGCUGGGCAAGCCCUGGCCUCCCCUGGCUCCUGCCUGGAGGAGUUCCGAGCCAGUCCGUUUAUCGAAUGCCACGGAAGAGGAACAUGCAACUACUACUCAAAUUCCUACAGUUUCUGGUUGGCAUCACUGAACCCCGAAAGAAUGUUCAGAAAGCCCGUCCCAUCAACUGUGAAAGCUGGGGAGUUAGAAAAAAUAAUAAGUCGCUGUCAAGUGUGCAUGAAGAGACAGUGAAGAAUUCCAAGAAAAUAGAGUGGCUUUUUUUCCCUCCCUUAAAUAACAAAGUACUGACUCAGAACUUACUUAAGUAUUUUUCUUCAACCAUUCAAUGUUGUUCAAUGAAGGUUUAAUAGUACCAAGUUUCCCCACACAAGACAGCAUUUCUUUCAAGUCAGCUCUAUAAUCCAGGUCUCUAAAUCUGUAUAACUUCAAAGUUUCCUGUGGUAGGGCAAUGACUUUUCAUAAAAUACAACUGAAAUCACAUUCCACUUGUAUCUAAAACACCAACUGACUGUAUCAAGCGUGAACGCUAUAAGCUAGAUGUUUGGCCCACUGGAUUUCAAUGUGUGUUCUCUUCUCUUCUACUCUGUAAGACCUAAGGAGUUUGGUUUCCCUCUACCUCCUUCCUGAAAUUUUAGAGCACAGCUAAGAAGGAGCUUACAGUACUGGCACAUCAGGAACAGAACUGGAUGGUCAGACCUGUUGAGUGGCCCAAGGCUUGAGAAGACAGAAUUGAAUGAGGUUCAUGGAUUUUCUUGGACUCAUGCAAACAUUCCCAAAUCUAAGACUGAAGGGGGUUAUCUAAAUGGAACAAGGCGGCCAUGGAUAUAGCAUAUAGUUUUGUUUCAUAUUUUGUUGAAAUUUUCUGUUUGAUCACUAAAUUCACUUUACUGCAUCAAUAUAGUCAUGGCAAGUCAAGUGUUUACCUUUUGCAUUUUACUAGAAUACUUUGAAAUGUGCCUUUUUAAUCUCUUUUUCAAAUAACUCACAAAUAACAAGGAUGUUACUUAUCAGAUGGACGUUCUAAAUGCUGAUGCAUACCACAUGUAAUUGGGCAAAGUAGCUCUGUAAUGCACUUAGAAUCUAAGACAUUUGUUGGUUUAUCAGGUGCAGAAUGUUCUUAAUGUGUUCUAAAUAUUUCAUUACUUGGCUUUGCAGAUUUGUUACUGUUAUUUUUCUAACAUUUCCUUUGUUAAAAAAAAAUGUUUUCUGUUAUAUAGUGUUAUAGGUGGAGAGACCACUGGGUAAAAAUCUUAAUGUGUGAAGUUACAUGUCUUAACACUUACUGAUAAGUGUGUUGAUACAUUCCUAAUUUUACCUAAUUCAACUUAGCAAGCAUUCUCUUCUGCACAAAGCUAUGUCCUGGCUACUGUGUGGGAAGAGAGAAAGAUGGAGAGAACUUGCUCUUGAUCUAUUCUCAGAUAUGUAACAUAUUCCUUUUGUUAAGAAUCUCACAUAAGACCCUGGGUUUGAUCCCUACCACCGAACCAAACAAACAAACAAACAAACAAGAAUCUCAUUUACUUGAGUUGCUCUAAAUUCCCCCUUUUUUCUUCCUUUAUCUGUCUUUAUAUUU